GUGUAGGUGGACAGCAGGGAUGUUUACUUGGUUACGUGCAGACGUCAAAGCGCAUUCAUCAUAUCCCAGCAUGCAGCAGGAGGCCGUCGAGAGAUCCAGCAGCUGGUAGUGAGUUGCUAGAGCGCCCAGCAGGCAGCAACCAACGGUCAACAUAGCACACACAUUUUCCACUAGAUGAGAGAAAAACUGAGCCGUCUACCUUACAGGCGACAGAAAAACAUGCUGUUCGGACGCCUGUCGUGUUACCGCAGCGGCUUUUGAGUCAUCAUUGUCACCCGGUUUUCAUUUUGGAGGAUUCCUCCCUCCAUCCUCCGGAUCGCACCGAACGGGCAAUGACAACGGUCUCAGCAACCCCGCAGCAUUUGAGGGACCGGCUGCUGCAGGCCAUCGACACCAACAGCAAUAUAAGCAAUAUGGUGGCUGUAUUGGAGGUAAUUUCCUGUCUUGAAAAAUAUCCUAUCACCAAAGAAGCACUUGAGGAAACUCGACUAGGAAAAUUGAUCAAUGAUGUAAGGAAGAAGACCAAGAAUGAAGACCUUGCUAAGCGUGCUAAAAAACUCUUAAGGGCCUGGCAAAAGCUGAUCGAACCUGGGCCAGCUGUGGCUGCCAGUGCCCCUGGGUCUACCAAUGGCAGUUCUCAUCCCUGCAGAACGGAUGCCUCCCCUCUUGACAUUUCAGUGUCAGGGAAGGGUGUCCCUGAAGUCAAAAUCCGAAACGAUGUUCACAACACAUACUCGCCAAAAGCUGAGAAAUCAAGCAGCCGCAAACGCCGAGCAGAGCACAGAGACAGUGGGGUGCACUUGCCAGAAAAAAUCUCCAAGAUGUCUUCGUUUGAUAACUCUGUUUCCCCACCACUCACCAAUGGGAUUACAGGCAGUCCUGGUGCCCAGCCUGACCAGCAAGUCGUCCCGUCUCCUGACAGAUCCCGGAUAGAGCACCUUGAUAAUGAUAAAAUCAACAGAAUUCCGGUUAAUGCUGUCAAGCCUCGCCCCAGCUCCCCUGGAGUUGCCAAACUACCUAGCACUUCCUCUAUGAUCAAGGUUGCUGUGAUGCAGCAACAGGCCAGAUUGGAUGAAGGAGGUGGAGGAGCGGGGUUUUAUCAAGCCAAAAGUCCCCGUGGCCUCACCACCAGUCCAAGGAGCCUGAAGCAAGACACAGUGACCAAGCGCUCUUCAGCAUAUGCACCUAAAGGAACACCUAUCCCAAGCCCUUCCUCUAGGGACUCUACCUUUUCUUUGGCCCAGCCUGUAUCCUCCCCAGCUCAAGCAUCUUACGCUGACAAGCUGCCACAUUCUUCUCAUAGGUCUUCAAUGCACUGGGUCAGUUCGUCAGAAGUCCCCUCUCAUUGCCCGCCACAAGACCUAUCCGCAACACUGGAAUCCCCAUCAGUCUCCCCCUCACCCUCUCAACCCCAACACAACUCAGAACUACAAAGACCGACAUCUGAGGGAGCCAUGUCUGCGUCUGAUGACACAGAAGGGACAGCAUUUCCCAACUCUGAGCAUAAAAGGAGGAAGUACAGGUCAAGAGACUACUCAGUCAACCUAGAUGGCCAGAAAAUAGAGGACACAACUAAACCUGUACGGUUAAAAGAACGCAGAUUAACAUUUGACCCGGUCACAGGUCAGAUUAAACACCUGGUACAUAAAGAACCUUCUCAAACAGAGGAAGCACCCACUCCUGACCCUGCUGAGUCUAGGCAGAGAACUGAAAGCACUGUACAACAGCCCGCUGUCCCUACCCCGGCCCCAGCCCCAGCCCCCGGCCCCAGCCCUAACCCUUUCUAUCAAACAAACUGGAAGGAGCUGUCCAGAAAUGAAAUCAUCCAGUCCUACUUGAACCUUCAGAGUAAUGUGCUCACCUCCUCUGGUGUCCAGGCCCCUAGUGCACACUCCUUCAUGUCAGAGUAUCUGAAAAGAGAAGAACAGGAGAUCAAGGACUCACGGAAGAGACACGUUCUGCAGAAAGAUAGCUCAGUAGGGGAUUUACCGGGCUUGAGCCGGGAGGUGACGGACGGAGACCUGGACAGGGUACACACACAGCACUGGCCGGGGGUCAACGGUUGUUAUGACACAGAGGGUACCUGGUAUGAUUGGACAGAGUGCAUAUCAUUGGACCCUCAUGGGGAUGAAAGCAAAUUGAACAUCCUGCCAUAUAUUUGCCUAGACUGAGGGGUUUGGGAAGGUUGCUGUCCUCUUCCACUCCUUUCUUCGUCUUCCCACAGAGACGAGAUACUUUUGUGAUUUUGUUUGUCCACUGUGAGUUCGGCAAAAGCCAGGCCUGCUAAACUCCCUCACCCCCCCCGCCUCCUACUCUCUUUCUGUGUUAUUCUAAUGAGAUGUUGGUAAGAGUAAAGAUUAAAAGAAUAGUUGAGUUUGUAAUACCAAGGGCGGUUUCUGUUUUAUUUUUCAAACUGAAAGCCACAGGAAUGAUGAGGCCCUAGUUGCAGAAUGCUGCUACUAACACGGAAGGCUAGAAGUAGAGGACGGACUUAUCCCAGACAACCAGAAAUGGUGUAAUGUCAAUUUAUGAUGUUCUGAAUUGUACCUCAUAUUUCAGGCUCACUGGGAUGAUACCGUUUUUCUUUUCUUAUCUUCUAGUUUCAAAUGAGGAAUUCCAAUCUAGGGUUCCAUUUGAGGGAAGGCUGGGGUUUAGCGGUCCUGUCCAGGCCGCCACGUUGGUGCCCAGAAAGGUGUUGAUAAAUCUAGCACAGUUAGAGCCGAACAUGUCCAGAUUAAGAAAUACUGGAUCGUAUUAGGUCGUUGCAAGAAGCUUUAUGUGAGAUAUAAAGAGUAAAUUAUAAAUUUCUUA
This is a messenger RNA of Perca flavescens (yellow perch), 2811 nucleotides long. It is a transcript of the gene crsp7, whose product is annotated as cofactor required for Sp1 transcriptional activation, subunit 7. Bases 333 to 2171 code for a protein of 612 amino acids. Lineage: Eukaryota; Metazoa; Chordata; Actinopteri; Perciformes; Percidae. Gene Ontology annotation, molecular function: transcription coregulator activity. The transcript has 3 exons. The record is from RefSeq and is a predicted model, not a curated record. Gene Ontology annotation, cellular component: core mediator complex; mediator complex; nucleus. Gene Ontology annotation, biological process: regulation of transcription by RNA polymerase II; positive regulation of gene expression.